GCGCACAAUGCGUGUAUCGAUGUGCUUACUUUUGUAUCGGCCAUCCCUAAAACUUUUCAGAUGCUUGUCAAAAAAAAGCAACUGAAUUACAAAUUUAAUUAAACUAUCAGCGAGAAGAAAAGGCAUACAAUGGAUGAUAGGCGGCGUGAGGACUUUGCGAAAGCCUUAUUCGUGCUCGAUAACCAGAACCCAAGGGAGAAGCGGCCGCCACGGUGUGAGCCCAGAGUGCAGCCGGUAAAUGGCAUUGUGCAGCCCCCGGUGAUGCCGCCACCCAAUCGUAAGGGAAGGGUCACCAAUUUCCUGUUAAAACUGAGAACCGCUGUGAAUGCGUUGUCGCGCAACCCUUCCUCGCUGCACUUUCGCCGACCUGUCGAUGCCGUGAAGCUGAACAUCAGGGACUACUACGAAAAAAUCGCAAACCCCAUGGACUUGAACACAAUCAAGAAAAGAUUUGAGUACACAUACUACUGGGGCGGUGCAGACGUCCUGGAGGACAUUCUAUUGAUUUUCGAAAACUGCAGAACCUACAACAGUCCGGAUUCGACCGUGUUUAAAGCUGCUGUCACCCUGUGCGAAUGCUUUUGGCUGCGCAUGGCGAAAAUGCAGCAGGAAUUGCACAAAGAGUGUAGGGCUGAGGCCAAGACCAGGCGUCCGCGGAAGGCAUCCAUUUCAAAAACUUCUCCAUUGCCGAAGACCCCGCGCCAGGAAAAGGCUGUCAUUCCGAAAAAGACUAAUGUGGAAAUCGAGGAUUUAAAUCAGCCAAAGGCAGACGAUCCACUGCCUUCAUUUGAGGCCGUUCCCAAUCAACAUCCGAAUCGGCACCAUUGCAAACAGUUCACGCCUGUGACACCGGCCCGUCGUGGUCGUGGCCGACCUCCGGGGCCACCAUCUCAAAAAGCAGUUGUUGAGACAGAGCCCUAUGAAGAGGAUGAUUCAUUGCGGAUAAUCACAACAAUUCUGGGCAAAACGCAGCUGAUGCACUACCUUCAGCCACCCGAUAUAAGUAUCCCAGCAUAUGUUGAUACACAUGGUGACUGCAGACAGUUGUGGGACAGCAACGUGGAUGAUUUGACAUCGUAUGAGCUACGCACUGUCAUCCAUAUAGCAUUGCAACAUAAUGUGCCAGUCACUACGAAAAACGGCAGAAUGGAAUUAAGCAUAACGAAAUUCUCCCCCAAAGUAAUAUCAAUAUUAAAUGAGGCUAUCCUUCAAAGUAGACGCCUCGAUUCCGAUUUGCUGCCAUUUAUGACAGCUGAUGAACUGCAAGUUAUGACGGAAGUGUUGGAAAACAGGUUGCUCAAACUCAACACCCUCUUGAACAUAUCAAAUCGUUCGGGUACUUUAAGUAGACAUGCCACUCCCAGUAACGGUCAGGAUCUGGAACCCUCCGGUUUAGCAACAAUGGCGAAAAUGGCACGGUUAUCUGAUGAUGAAGAGGAGGAGAAGGGAGGAGGAAAGCAUGUUAAAAAAGGAGAGACCUAAAGGAAAUCGUAAAGGAUGGAAGAACAAGCGAAACAUAUGGAAAAUUACUAGCAAGUUAACACAU
Messenger RNA from Drosophila subobscura, 1546 nucleotides. Its product is annotated as bromodomain testis-specific protein-like. Gene Ontology annotation, biological process: chromatin remodeling; regulation of DNA-templated transcription. NCBI's taxonomy places the organism in Eukaryota, Metazoa, Arthropoda, Insecta, Diptera, Drosophilidae. The record is from RefSeq and is a predicted model, not a curated record. Gene Ontology annotation, cellular component: chromatin; nucleus. The coding region runs from base 130 to 1482 and encodes 450 amino acids. The transcript is spliced from 2 exons.